AUGGCCUUCCUGUGGAUUCUCUCCUGCCUCGCUUUUGUGAGCACAGCCUUCGGCUGUGGCAAUCCUGCCAUCAAGCCCGUCAUCACUGGCUACUCCAGGAUUGUCAACGGUGAGGAGGCCGUGCCCCACUCUUGGCCCUGGCAGGUGUCCCUGCAGGACUACACUGGCUUCCACUUCUGUGGUGGCUCCCUGAUCAACGAGAACUGGGUUGUGACUGCUGCCCAUUGCAACGUGAGGACCUCCCACCGUGUCAUCCUCGGUGAGCACAACAAGGCCGCCAACGGUGAGGAGAUCCAGGUCAUGAAGGUCGGCAAGGUCUUCAAGCAUCCCAAGUACAACCAGUUCACCAUCAACAACGACGUCCUGCUGAUCAAGCUGGCCUCCCCCGCCCAGAUCAACCCCCGCGUGUCCCCCGUGUGCGUCGCUGAGACCAACGACAACUUCCCCGGUGGCAUGAGGUGUGUGACCUCUGGAUGGGGCCUGACCAAGCACAGCAACCCCAGCACCCCCGCUCUGCUGCAGCAGGCCUCCCUGCCCCUGCUCUCCAACACCCAGUGCAAGCAGUUCUGGGGAAACAGGAUCUCCGACCUCAUGAUCUGCGCUGGAGCCUCCGGUGCUUCCUCCUGCAUGGGUGACUCUGGUGGCCCCCUAGUGUGUGAGCAGGCUGGAGCCUGGACCCUGGUUGGUAUCGUGUCCUGGGGCAGCGGAACCUGCACCCCCACCAUGCCCGGAGUAUACGCCCGCGUCACUGCCCUCCGCUCCUGGAUGGACCAGACCAUGGCUGCCAACUAA
This is a messenger RNA of Engraulis encrasicolus (European anchovy), 792 nucleotides long. RefSeq names its product chymotrypsin A-like. The coding region runs from base 1 to 792 and encodes 263 amino acids. Lineage: Eukaryota; Metazoa; Chordata; Actinopteri; Clupeiformes; Engraulidae. Gene Ontology annotation, biological process: proteolysis. The transcript has 7 exons. The record is from RefSeq and is a predicted model, not a curated record. Gene Ontology annotation, molecular function: serine-type endopeptidase activity.